Contarinia nasturtii (swede midge) is the source of this 11342-nucleotide messenger RNA. RefSeq lists its product as uncharacterized. The transcript is spliced from 18 exons. Gene Ontology annotation, cellular component: cytoplasm. Gene Ontology annotation, molecular function: guanyl-nucleotide exchange factor activity; protein binding. Bases 1941 to 10775 code for a protein of 2944 amino acids. The record is from RefSeq and is a predicted model, not a curated record. NCBI's taxonomy places the organism in Eukaryota, Metazoa, Arthropoda, Insecta, Diptera, Cecidomyiidae.
CGUAUAGUGCUUUUCUCUCUCUCAAUCGUUUACAUUCUUUUGUUUCAUUGUGUGGUCGUGUUGUAUUGACACAUUCUCUAUCUAUUUGCCUAUAGUCAGUGUCAUUUGUACCGACAUAUGUAGAUCUUUGAUUGGGAGAACCAACGAAGCCAAAGAGCAAAAAAAAACAGAAACAAACCAAUAAAUUUCUUCAGCAUCAACACAAUUUCUUUUGUGUACCGAGUACAAGGCGCAGAGUGAAAAGUGUUAAAAAAAAUCGUGUAAAAAUACUUGAAAAUUAGUUUAAAAAAUGAAAAAUUUAUAACAUAAAGGAGGAUUCAUUUUGAAAGGGUGGUGUUGCGGUGCUUUUUGUGAUGUUGUUUGUACUAUUUUUCAUCGCUUGUAUCGUAUCUGCACGAAGAAUGAAUUGACGUGUUUGAUGCUAUUUAGAUUGAAAAGACGCCAGCACACACAUUCAAUCACACACCGUACAACGAGAUAAAAAAAAAUUGGUUUACACACAUUGACUUGUCAAAAAUGGUUUCUCCUGGGAAUAUGCUCGAUUCAUUUUGUACUGUACAACGAUAAGAAAACGAAAACAGUCUACAAUUGUGCUCAAGAAUGUUUCAGUACAUUUCAGUAUUUUUGUGACGUAUUUGAUCAUAUUGUCGAUUGAUUGAUUCCGUAAAUACGAAACAAUAAUUUUAUUGCAUCUUUUUUUUUGGAGGGGUGUUGAAUUGCAAUGACAUGAUACCAGCUCCGAAAGUAAUGUUACGACAAAUAAAAAAAACUUUUGACUUACGUUGUACUUCUGCUCGUCGCAUUAAUUUACCAUCGUGUUCAUUUCAUGUACGUGGUUAUUGAUUUGAAUAUGGCUUAAUCGGUUUUUUUUCGCAUCAUUUGUGUUGUUCAUGUCCUUCCGUUCAAUUUUUUCGGUUGCAAUUAUAAUUUCAUUUUCGGUGUGAACACGAUUAUGUGCGCGCAUUUUAUGUGACAUGUUUGCAUUCAAUAACAAAUAAAAGAAUGAACAUACGAGAUUUUUUGUUAUAACGCAAUGUACACGAAACACACAAAUUGGCUGGCUGUUUGGCACCCACACACAUUUACAACCAAUGAACAUUGUAUAACGUGAAAGGAAUGGGGUACAUGCCAUAAUAUUGCAAUUUGCGUGCUCAUUUGAUAAUAUGUGGCAAAUACGUGCCAUUUCACUGUGCAAACAUUAAAUUGCGACGAAUAGCGAGACAUUUUUUUUUAGCGACAAUGAAAAUUCCAGUGGAAAAUGUGCCAACAAGUCAACAAACAAGACACAAAAAUCACAGCCAAAAUAAUCGAAUUAAGUGUGUAGAAAAUUUUCCAAAUGUUUGUCAAUUGUUGAGCUAUUAUUAGUGCUGUAAAAAAGAAAAGCGUAUACCAUAAAAUCACAUUUGGCAAGAAAGUGAGGGACGGAGUGACGCGGAGAUAGAGACACUGUGUGACAGAGAAAUAAACGGAGAUAACUGUGAACUUAAUCAAGUUGGAAGAAGCGAGUGAAAUCAUAAGCCCGUGCAAAAUAUGAUAUGAAUCAAAUCCAAGGGUGAUUUACAGGGAUAUCGGUCCACAAUGUCAGUUUAUACAGUUUGACGAGUAAUUGUUUUGAUCCUUCUGCAAUCAAUCAAUUAUUAUUAACGGUGAUUGUUUUUUGGUUUAGAUGUAAACAUAUUUUUUUUUUGUUCGAAUUUGUCUGGCUCAAUGAUGUCGUUGCCAAUUUCAAUGAAAAAAAAGCCAGACUGCGACGUUGAAUAAGUAUUUGCGGAUUUAAGCUGAUUCUUAUGAUCAAAGCGAAUUAUAUAUGAAUAGCCCAUAAUAAUAACGCGGUGGCUUACAAAAGCACUCUAAUCCAAUCGAAGUUGAAAGACGAAAACGUAUACAACGAAGAAAAAAUAUACUAUUUUUUGUUCAACAUAAUCAACCAUUAUAUCAACAUGACAUCAGAAACUGAUUACCACCAAUUUGAGCUGAAAGAUCAGAAGCGUCCGAUGCGGCCAAAAUUGUUGAAAUUAACGGAUGACGGUCGCAGCAGGAAAAAGAGUAAAUUCAAGCUAAAAGAUCUAACGGCUCAGCCAAGGUACGCCGAUGAUCCAGCAUAUACAGCGGAUGUUCGUCAUUUGGCAUUACCAAUGCGUCGUAACAGUGGUCCAGAUUCGGCUCGACGUAAAUCCUGUUCGCUUUUGGAUGCGAAAAUAUUUGAUCGUGAUACCGAAAAAUACAAUACAAUGCACAUUUUACCACGAAAAAAGCAAUCCAACCAAACCUUUAAAUAUGAUGCAAAACAAAAAAUACCACUCAACGAUAAAUAUGCGAAAAAUUUUCGCUCCGAAGAUUCAACCAGUUCGGAUGAAUCGAAUUAUGUGCGUCGUGGCCAAAGUCUCGACCGCAACAUUUACAAACAACAAAAGAAAAUGCUAUGCUUUCAGCGUGAAAAAGAGUCACAAAAUCGUCGUGGAUUCGAUAAAAUUUAUUACCGCAAGGCAUUUAGCAAAGAGAAUUUACUGAUGAAAAGUCCACGCUCAAUCAAUGAAUUUGCAAGCGAUUUCUACGACGACGAACCAUUUUUGAAUGACACACAGCGUUUGUCACGUAUGAAAGAGCGUCCAAAACAAUUAUCAUCAAUGUUAUCAUUGAAUGAUCGAAAGUAUUCAUCGUUGGCUCGCAGCGAAGCACAUUCAUUUGAACAAUUAGAUCAACAUCAAAAGACCAAGGAAAUGAGUAAAUUUCAAAUCGGAAAGCGAUUUUUGCGCGGUGAAAUUGGCAUAAAAAGCUUUAAUUACUAUUUGUUGAAGGAAAGUCUAAAAUCAACGAAAAAAUCAACGGCCAAAUUUCGUUCGGCGUCCGUCAACAAUCAAACGAUUUCAAAAAGCGAGGAGAAUAUUUAUGAAGAGAUUUUUUACACCGAUAAAAAGCAACCACAAAAGCUAAACAAAGCGAAAAAUUUGAUCAAUUAUCCGGAUUGUGAGCUGUGCAUUGCAGAGUGUACGAAUAAAAAUUGUGACAUUUGUAAGGCUAGUGAACAAAGAAAAGAAUCGAUGAAUGGUCGAAAUUCAACAUCGUCGGGAGUGGCAAUGGCGAGUGGUAAAUUAAAAACACCGCUCGAUGAAAAUCGAAGCAUUGGCGACCACGACAAACUUCGUUCGUCCGAUUCACAUGAAAGUAUUAGCAAUAUUAUUCAAACGGCCACUCCCAAUGUCCUACAAUAUCAAUCAUAUAAUCCAAAGAAUCCAGGCGUUUUUAAAAUUGAAACAACACCAGUUGCAUUCACCAGUGAUUACAAUCCAAUUGAGGAAAUUUAUCGAUUACAGAAAUAUGCACCGAUGCACAAAACAAUUGCACAAAAGAUAUCAUCGUCAUCGAGUGAUUCGUUGCAUCAUCAUCAAAAGUAUACGAAACCCUCAAUUAAAAGCAACUUUUAUGAUUUGAACAAUGAGCAAAUUUAUGCUCAACAAUUGCGGCCACAAAUUUAUAAAACCGAUUCAAAGGCAUCCAUUUUAAGUGAAAUGUCUGUCAAGAGUGAGAAUUCCAAUAAUCGCUACUAUAAACAAGCUGAAAUGAGUGAUUCAAGUAUGGGAGAUUCAAUGUUUUCGUAUCCGGCACAACGACGAUAUUACGGAAGUGCGGAGAGUUGUCAAUUCGGUUACGAUUGUCAACCGUGUGCCGAUGGUGAAAAAUGUAGCUUCUCCGAUAAUUGCCGUUAUGAAUGUCGAAAUUGUGAUUGUUCAUCAAGUUACUUUUCAUCGGACUUUGAUGAUGGCAACUUUAGUCGAAAAAGUAGCGCACGUAUGUCGAACAACAGUCAGAUUUCGAAUUAUAAUGAUGACAUGCAAAACAUUGACAUUAAAGCAAAUCGCUAUGCCGAAGAUUUUAUGAAACAUUUGAGUAAUGUGAAAAAGACUUGCAGCUUUCAAGCCGCUACAAAUGCAAAUAAUCAAUUGCACACCAUUAACGUUGGAGGCAGAGAUACGAUUUGCCCUCCCGCAGAUUAUGGCAGCGUUACAAAGCAAAAAACUUCAAAUGCCAACACAACCAAAUCGACGACAACCACUACCACCACCUCCACUACAACCAAAGUAAAAGAUCCUUUGGAAGACUCAUCGAAAAAAUCGAUGUCGACAUCGUCAUCGGCAAAAAAUAGCAGCAGCAGCACUAAAUCAGAUAACAAUGGCAACAAAACUACACCAUCAAUGGGUACUAAAACUCAAAAUCUGAAAAGCAAUCCUGACAAUAAAAACAAUGAUGACGAUCAGUUGAACGAUGACGUAUUCGAACGGGAAAAUGUCAUCUCCAACGAAAAAGUGGAUUCAAAUCAAUCGAACAAAAUGCUAUUGAACAAAGCAACAACAUCAACAGCAUCUUUGUUGGAGCAUGGUCAAAAUGCAAACGCAAGCGGUACGCAAAAUACAGAUGCUAUUACCGUUUCUACUGUCGUAUCGGUUGCGAAUCCAACAAUAGCGCCAUCAUCAUCAUCAACAGCGUCACAGUCAAGCUCCACAGAUGAUAAUAAACAAGAAACGACAGACAAUACGUAUACAUCAGUGUGUACAGUCAAAUCAACUACAAUUGCUCCAUCAACGAACCAGUCGCCGAAGCUGCAGCACGAUGAUGGAAACGGCAACAAUGUUGGCACCACCACGCGAACAGAUAGCAAUAGCAACGGCAACAAGACAACGCAAGCAUCCAUAACAACGCUCGCGACAACAACUGAAUCAAAAUAUACCGAACUGAAGACUGUUGACACUAGUGUUGUUUCAGAGUUCGCAGGUGAUGCGUCGUCGAUCAGAGACAAAAUAAAUACGAUUCCAAAGAGAACGAUAACAAAAUCGACACCCGCACACAAUACAACAAUUUAUGAUGGCCAAAUAGUGAAACGUAAUGCGACCGAUACACCAGCUAAUGCUAAAGUAGACCGACGUAUACGAAAACCAAUCAUCGAACAUUUUACAUUGCCAUCGAGCUACAAACACAAGAAACGGAUACAUUGCGAUCGAAAGAAUGCCACACUCGAACGAAGUUCAACCAAAAAAAAUACGGUUGAACAAUUGGUGAAUGAAACAACAACGACUGUGACCACCGCACAGAAAGCGAACAUUGAAACGACGAAAAUGCAUUAUCAUAAUCCGAACGAAAUGCCAAAGUAUUUGUUUGGCGAACGAAAUAAACAACAGCACUACCAAAAGCCGAUUAAAUCCGAUGAAAUUUACUUGAAUAAAUCGGGAUGGGUACAGGUUCGAGAACCGUAUAACAAUAAUAUUAACCACCACACCACCACCAACAGCAACAACAACAACAGCAAAAAUAACGGCACAAACAAUUCAUUUCAAAAAUACAGCAACACCAAUUUUGUACAAUCAAACAGCAAUACAAGCAAAUUGGAGGCGCUUAUAUCACGCAGUGAAAUUCGUAAGGUAAAAUGUACCAUUGAUCCACAAUUGUCGGCAAUGUUAAGCGAACGGCCUGGUUUUUUGCCAAUUAAACAGUAUGAUGACAAUGAAUCACCGCCACCGAUAACGCCAAUCAUUUCACCGCCGCCAGCAUUUCAAGACAGCAAAACAAUUCGCCAAACAUCGAAAUUGGCAUCAACAAAUGGUGGCCAAGACCCAAGCACCGCUAAAGGAAUGGUUUUUUCACGAAGCUUUGAAUAUGAUACACGAAAACCAUACGAAUACGAUCACACAUUUUCGAAAAGUUUUGAUUAUGACUUUCUAAGUCCAACAAAAGAAGAGGCAAAAAUUGAAAAAGAAAAUGCAUUUCCGAGCUUAACAAGCGUUUCAACGAAUUAUCUACCGGAAAGACCGGAUAAGACGAGAGCAAAUAACCGCGAACCAUCGAUGAAUGUGUAUCAACAAUAUUUGGAGCCAAAAGAAUACAUUGAAUCUUCAACGCGUAAGACACGCGCUCGUUCAACAUAUUCGUUACGGUCGGAAGUGAUUGAACGACCGGUAUCACGUUCACGUCAUGGACACGUGCCAAAACAAGAUUCAUCCUCAUCUUCGGGCAGUCUAGCCGGUUUCCGUGCACAUCAAAAUUCAAUCAGCAAACGACUGAAUUCAUGCGAUAGCGGAGCUCGUUCAGAUUUGUCUAACGAUGAAGCGGAUGAGGAAGAAGGGCCACCGAAUAAAACUCAACGUGCACGUCAUAUAUACAAUCAACAACAGCCGAAUCUUAGCCUCAAGCAACGUUCGUUAACACCCGAAAAUUUAACAGAUGAUCAAAUAACAUUUCAUCGAAACAAAACACAAACAAGUGAAAAGCGCUUAAAUCACAGUUCUUUCGAGGGAUCCCAAGGAUCCUUAUUGGAUAAGAAUUUAAUACGAAAUAAUACACUUGACCGUCAACACCUAAGAGUGCCCGAAAAAACAUUCAUUUCGUCACGAAGUUCAUCCAGCUCAAGCUGCAGUGAAGCUGAAAAUGAACUCAUUGGCUUUAGACGAUCCAAAAAUCGUACAAGUGGAAAAUCUAUCGGGGAGAAUCGCAUUAGACGAUCUAGAUCACUUCAACUAACUGAACGAUCGCCAAAUCGGACAAAAAUGCAUAAAACUGUCGUUCAAAUCAGUGGCAAUAAUGGACAAAAAGAGAGACAAAUUAAUCGAGUCGCAUCGGCAUUGGUGAAUCGACGGCUCAUAAAUACAAAUGGUAACAAUAAUCGACUGACAGUGACAAAUGAACGACAAUAUAAAGAUGUGAGAAAUGCUGAUUUGGAAAAGAGUCGCUCAUUGGAUUCCGAAUACGAGCGAUUUCAGGGCAAUUCACGAACUGAGUUUGACAAGAGUCGGUCGUUUGACGAGAAUUAUAGUGAUCAAUUGGCACAAUCAAAGUAUUUGGAUAGUUAUCAAAAUAACAUGAAACAAUCGAUUCCAAUGAAACCAGGCAGUCCACAAAACUAUGGAAAUCGAUAUUACGAACAUGAUGUCAUUUAUGAUAAAUCAAGAAAAUCUUUAACACGCUCACCAUUGAUGGCAUAUAAGCACGAUGGAAAGAAUGCACAUGCAAAACAUCAACAAAUCCGUGGCAAAAGAGACGAUGAACGUUCGCCAAAUUUGAAUCGUGAAAGUAUGUAUAGAUCAAUGACAAAAAGUUUUGAUCACUUACAAUCGGCAAUACCGGCACAAUCGAUCCAACAAAAUGCAUCAUCGAUGCGAGAUCAUUCGCCAACAAAACGUGUACACUCGAAUCACAAAAAUGCAUCGUUUGGUUCAGAUUAUGAUUUAAAUGCAAGCGAUUUCAAUGUCAGCUACGAUAUCCGUGGCAAUGGUAAAAAUGAUAAAGAGGCAAAACUUAUGUCCGAAUAUUACUUUGGCAAUGCGAAAGCAAAUGCGGAAUCGUAUUUGAAUCAAAGACGUCGUGAUACGACCAAAGCGUCAGCCAUCCCAUCCGCAAGUUUCAGUUGCGCUAAUAUGUCGUGUGCUUGUGGUCAAACGGGUAAUCAUAGUGAUAGUGGAUUGAUUGACAACGCAAAAAUAUCAAAAUAUCGAUCAUCAAUUCCAUCAAAUAAUGUGCGUACGAAAAAUGAUUCAAUUGCAUUAUGUAACGAACAUAAAUCAAAGCAUGCGACACGGAUUAAAGCCCAUGCCGAACCAAUAUAUGUGAAUCGCAUACAAAAUCGAUUAGUGAACUAUAAUAUUGAUAAUAAUGAAAGUGAUUAUUAUUAUAAUACCGUUGAAAAUGACGAUGUCACCAACGCCGAACGAAUAAUAAAUGUCAAUAAAACGAAAAGUAAUUACAAAUUAAUGGGAAAACCACCGUCCGGUGAACGAUAUUUGAGAGGCUUUUAUGGUUUAUCGUUAGAUGAACGUGAAAUGCCAAUAACACGUGAACGCUCAAAGCUAUUGCAAACAAAUAACAUAAAACGAUGUGUUGGUGAUGUCAAAAAACCAACCAAAUUAUCUGGAUCACCAAAAUUAUUGCGGUCAUCAACGUGCGAUGCUUAUCAAAGCCGUGGAAAGAACAGGUCUCCAGUGUUUGGGAGUCGAUAUCACAGCAACAACGGUAGCAAUGGCAACAACAACAACGGCAACAGCAUUGGAGCGAAGAUAAGAGAAUUAGAUCGAUUACGGAGCCGCUCUUUGCCAUGCUUAUUCAUGCGACAUAGUUGUACCACCGGCAAUGAGACCCGCGUGCCUGUCCCUCAUUUAACACCACAAAUGAGGGCCGUAUCAAGUCCAUCACUAUGUGAAAAUCCUCUCGAUACGGUUAAAUGUUCAAAGAAACCUCGACGCGACGAAGUUGUACAAACCGUUGAAACACAUCCACCGAUAAGCAAUCCAACAUCGACGACCAGUGUUUUACAAAAGUUUCGAAAAACAUUUUCGAAUUUAAAAGGAAAAUCAUCAUCGAUUGGUUCGAAUAAUGGUCCACUUGGUCCAGUCAAUGGUUCAAACCAUGUAUCAAACAAUUCAUCGAUCGGAUCGAUAAAUAGUAAUAAUACACAUUCAAUGAUUAGCACGACAAAUCCAUCAUUUGAUAAUGCUGACAUAAUAAAAUAUCGCUUCGGCCCAUUGAUAUGGCGGACGAGUAAAGAGCGUCGUAAGACGAAACAUCAUCGUCGUGACAAAUGCAACAGUGGCGAUUCCGGCAUUCAAGUUGAAUUGGAAAAUGAUGAAAAUGUAUCAAAUGACGUGACCGACUGUUUGGAUGCAUCGCCAUCAUUUAAUGUACGUGUUCGUCGCGCCAAUUCAGCAAAGAUUGCGUCCAAUUCAAUGGCAUCGGCAGCUAAAGCACGAGUUUUAAAGCGAAACGAUUGCGGUUCCGACAAACUAUACUUAACAACAAUUCCGGGUCGUUCACUCAGCCAACCAUUCGGUCUAAAUCAAAUCGCACCAUAUGCCGAUGAUAGUGACACUGACACUGAAGCCAUUGCAAUGGAAAAUGGUAUCGAUCAACAAAUUGUAUACGCUGAAGUGUUGUACACAUUUAAAGCGGUCGGUGCUGAAGAGUUAAGCCUAGAACGUGGUGCGCUCGUUGAAAUACUUCGCAUGGAAUCUGGACCAUGGUGGUGGGGACGAAUCAAACAUGAUGCAAUUCUGAGUGGACCACAAAAUGAACCACGUCAAGGAUGGUUUCCAAGAGAUUUUGUCAAAGUUAUUGAACCAUUUCCACGGCCCAAUAAAAAUGUGAACAUUCAACAAGCGAGCAUUCAACUACCAACAGAUCUUAAUAACUGUGAUAUCGAAUAUGUUCAAAAACCAAUUUCACCAGUUUUAUCAAAAUCACAUGAAAUAAAUGGCUCGGUGCAACCCAAUCAAAUGACCAACGAAGCAAUGAAGGAGAAUGUCAUUCGUGAGCUGCUCGAAACUGAAGAAAACUAUGUGAAACUAUUAUCAUCGCUAUGCAUCGGAUAUCUGAAAGAGCUCCGACAACAUCCAAGCGUUUUUCCAACCGAAAGUUUAAUCCUCAUAUUUUCAAAUAUUGAAAAGAUUUUUCGCUUUCAACAAAAGUUCCUCGAUGGAUUGCGCUAUGGCAUCGAGCACAAUAAAAUUGCUGAGACAUUUUUGGAAUUUCAAUCGGAUUUUAUGGUUUACUCAACUUAUUGUAAUUCAUAUCCACGUGCACUGAUGGAAUUGGAAACCUAUACAGGGAAUUCGGAUGCUAUGGCUCUGCUAGAAAAUUGCCGUACUCAGCAAAACUUACCGGAAUUGCCAUUAUCUGCACAUUUACUGGCGCCAAUUCAACGCAUUUGUCGCUAUCCAUUGCACUUGAGUGAACUAGUCAAACAUUCACCGUCGAAACAGGAUCUAAUACGAAUGCAUGAAGAAAAUGGUGAUCGUGUAGACACCGAUUUACUCGAUUCGAAAGAAGCAUUUGAACAAGCAUUGGUGGCUAUGAAACGUGUUACGGAAAUGGUUAACGAAGGUAAACGGCAUAGUGAAUAUUUGUCGCGCAUCCAGGCCCGUUUCGACAAUUAUGAAGGUCCACCAAUUAGUGUUCACAGCACACGACUUUUUCUGCAAAUUGAUGCAAUUCGCAUGACGCCCAACAUCUGGAACAAUACGUAUACACUAUUUUUGUUCGAUCGACAAUUGAUUUAUUGUAAAAAGGAUUUACUCAAACGUACCAAUUAUAUAUAUAAGGGUCGAAUAUUCUUAGAUAGUUGCCGUAUUCUAAACUUGCCCGAUGGCCGAAUGUUUGGUCUUACGUUGAAAAAUGCGUUGCGUAUAUUCUGUGAGACGCGAAAAAAAUGGCUGGAUUUUUGUUUUCGCAGUGGCAGUAGUAAGCUGCGAUUUUUGAAUACAUUAUCAGCUGAACGACAAUUUUGUGGUCAAAGCUUAUUUGUGUCAGAGAUAGCUGGCAUUGAUGAUGAAAUAUUUGAUCGUGAAUUUCAGCCAAACAAUGAUUAUGCGUGCAGUGAUUCACCACCAGGUGGUAGUAGUCCAGAUGAUGCAUCGUUGCAUAUCAGUGAGCGUGGCAUUGAUGUGGACAAUUUAAACGAUUGCCCAGUAACAAAUGAAAAACGCAAUUUAAUUCCAUCACCAAAGCAUGAGAAAUUCAAAAAAUCCGACACACUUCCAAAGAAAUCACGUAAAUUAGGCAAAGAACCAAAUCAAAUGAGUUUUGAUUAUCAAUCGAAUUCGUUGGGACGCAAACGCAUUGGAAACUGGUUUCGAAAGGCAAAAAGUACGAAUUCAACACCGUCACAAAGUCCAACACAUCAACCAAUUAUUGUAACGUCCGUGAGCUCAGAGGAAAGCUCAACACAAAGUAGUCCAGCCAUGGAAGGCAGCCGACUCUCACACAAUAACACCAAUAAAACGAUAACCUCAUCAUCCUGAGAAUACGAGAGCACUCUUUUAUAAGAGAUAUCUACUAAGCGACCAUUAUUUCUGUAAAAAAAAAAAAUAAUUAAAGAGCCACCAAAACAUUCUUAUCAUUUAUGAAAUGGUGACAUUAUGAAGAUUUUCAUUCUUGCCAACCUAUCGACUCGAUUGAAUUUUCUCUUUUGUGUUAAUAUUCCAUUGUUUUGUGUUUUUUUCAUUUAUAAAUCACUUUGUUUGCAUAUUAUUAUACGAUUGUUUAGUAUUUAUUAACUUUUAGUUAUCGUGUGAUCAUUAUUACAUAUACAUCCAAAGCGCGAAGAGAGAGAAAGGGAAAGGGAGAAUUUCUUUUGAAAUACGAAAAUAAAUGGAAAAAAAUUCCAAAACAAAAAGUAUAAUGCAAGAAAAUAUGACUGUUUCAAAGAUAAAUUAAUGAAUUUAAUUAUCUACAUUUAUCUAAAAUAACUUAAAACAAAAAUAAUCAAGACAUAUUAAAUGAAAUUCAUUGAAUUUAAAUAAUGAUACUAACUGAGAAGAGUCAACGUAUUAAACGACCCCAUUUAGAUGAAACUUAAAAAAAAACAA